Molecule: messenger RNA, 1115 nt
Organism: Dermatophagoides pteronyssinus (European house dust mite)
Lineage: Eukaryota; Metazoa; Arthropoda; Arachnida; Sarcoptiformes; Pyroglyphidae
Source: RefSeq, a predicted model, not a curated record
AACAUCUCUACGAUGUUUCAGUAUCGAUUAUUGGCCAAGAUUAAUCUAUGUCAACGGUUAAGAUUUUCGACAACUGCAACGAUUCCAAGUGAAUAUAUCAAAACAAUCAAAUUUCGUACUUGUAUCAAUGUUUAUGAUGAACUACGUUUACGAUACCGUCAAUUUUAUAGGAGAUCACCUAUCCAAGGUGUUGAUAUAACCAUCAAUUAUGUUGAUACUCAACCAAAUCAAAAACCGAAAAAAACUAUCGUGGCUCUUCAUGGUUUGGCUGAUAGUUUUCGAACAUUUAAUCUAUUGUUUCACCAUUUUCAAUUUCGAUCAGAUGUGCGACUAGUUAUGCCAAAUUUUCCCGAUUUCAGUCAAACACGAGCGACUAAAUUCAAAUUCUGGCAUUCAAGCGAUGAAAAAUAUCAUUUAUUACAGGAUUUAUUUCGCAAUUUAAAUGUUGACACAAUCGAUUGUUUGGUUACUCAUUCUUUUGGAGGUCAACCAGCUUCAGUAUUGUUGGAAAAACCAAAAGGUUUACAGAUAAAAUCAUUAGCACUGAUUGCACCACAAUUUUUCUUAGACGGUCUUGAGGAAAGAUUACACAAAAAUUCAAAAAAGACGCUUAGAUUAUCGAAAACUCGAUUUUUUUCUCGCCUAUUAGAUUGGAAAAAAGCUCAUCAAGCCACAGGCAUACCUUUAAAGUUUCAAGAAAUGGACGAAUUUUUUCUUUUAUCCACAGUUUUUUUGGAUAUACAAGCUGUUAAAGAUUCACAUUCAAGAAUUCAAUCAAUGAGAGAAAUGAAAUUAUCCGGUUUUAUUAUGUAUUCAUUUGAUGAGAAUGUUAUAUCGAAAAAAGCUCAACAAGAGUUAUACCGAUUAUUAAACAUCGAAAAUGUUCAACCAAUCAUUAUCGAUCAAGAUGAUCCGAAAAUAAUCGACAAUAAUUAUUUGCUUAAUAAUCCGAUGACAAAAAUCAUGACAAAAGAUGGACGACAUUUACCACAUCAAAAAUAUCCAAACGUUAUAAAUUUUUUAAUUGAAAAACUUAUUGAUAAAUAAGAUUCUUUAUUGUAUUUACAAAAUUUGAAGGAUCAAAUUUUUUUAUUCAAAUCAGAGAAGCCAGAAGG